This is a messenger RNA of Mesocestoides corti, 2625 nucleotides long. Lineage: Eukaryota; Metazoa; Platyhelminthes; Cestoda; Cyclophyllidea; Mesocestoididae. The record is from the annotation of a GenBank genome assembly.
AUGAAAUAUGGCAAAAAUCAAUGGGCUCGAAUUGCCUCUCUUCUGCACAGAAAAUCAGACAAGCAGUGCAAAGCUAGAUGGUAUGAAUGGCUAGACCCAAGCGUCAAGAAAACUGAGUGGAGUCGAGAGGAAGAUGAGAAGUUGCUGCAUUUAGCCAAGAUGAUGCCCACUCAGUGGCGUACUAUUGCGCCAAUUGUUGGGAGAACUGCAAAUCAAUGUCUUGAGCGUUAUGAGUAUCUUCUCGACAAGGCACAAAAUAUCGAUAUGGCUUCGCGAGAUGACCCACGUCGUCUUCGCCCUGGUGAAAUCGACCCAAGUCCCGAGACAAAGCCUGCACGUCCUGAUCCUGUGGAUAUGGAUGAAGAUGAACUUGAAAUGUUGUCAGAAGCAAGGGCUCGGCUUGCGAAUACCCAGGGCAAAAAAGCCAAGAGGAAGGCGCGCGAGCGUCAACUUGAAAUCGCAAGGCGAAUGGCAAUGAUGCAGAAGCGUCGAGAGCUGCGUGCAGCCGGUCUCGCUUCUACUAUCGCUCCACUUGUGAAUAAAAACGUGUUUAUAGAUUAUAAUCGAGAGAUCCCUUUUGAGAAGCAACCGCCCAAAGGAUUUCAUGACACAAGCCGUGAGUUUCCUGACCCAAAACCCAUUAAUUUCGAUCGUCUUCGUCUUGGUGACAUUGAAAAGGAGCCAUAUAUGGAACGAGAAAAGCGGGAGCGCAAGAAAGAUGCUGAGCGUCAAGCGAAGAGAUUGGAAUCGGAUCUGCCGGGUGCUUUGCUUGCCCGUGAAAAGGAUUGUGGUGAGCCUGUUGUUAAACGUUCCAGGCUGGUCCUUCCUGAGCCCCAAAUUUCUGAUCUUGAACUGGAGAAUUUAGUCAAAGUUGGGCAGGCUGGCGAAAACGCUAUGCGUAUGGCCUUAGAAGAUUCACGACCUGAUGUCUCCGCCACACAGACUCUUCUUUCGGAGUAUCACAGGGGCAGUGGCGCUGAUCCGACCUUUGCAACACCAUUACAUUUACUUGCCAAGACUCCCCAGGCCGCCACAGACUCGCUUAUUCAGGAAGCACAGAACAUUCUGGCUCUGCAACAGGUGCAGACUCCACUGAAAGGCGGUGAUAAUACCGAGUUAUCGACGGGAGUGGUUGAUAUAGUCGGGGCGACGCCACAGGCCAAACAUUUGCCCACUCCAAAUAUUUUGUUGCCUAGCCAACUUGCCGCAAACACUCCUUUCCGAACACCUCAAGUUGGUUCUACUCCAGGAAUGCCAGACAUUGUCACGGGCCAAACCUCUCGUCGAGACCACCUUAACAUCAAUGACGUUGAUGGCCUUGAAGAAACCGAGGUCAGCUCGGUGGCUAGCCUACAGAAGAAGCUAUCACGACUGCCUCAACCAAAGAACAAUUUUGAGAUCAGCAUGCCUGACGAGGAGCAGUUGGACCAGGAGUUGGAAACAGAAUCAGUGGAUUUGGAUGCGACGGGGGCUGGUACGGCUGUUCGCCUGGCUGAUCAGGCUGAGUUGGACAGACAGUCGGCCGAGGCGCGGGCAGCUGCUGCUGACGCUGCUUGGUCGCGACGCAGUCAUGCUCUCCAACGAGGUCUUCCGCGUCCGACGACCAUCAACAACUCUAUCUUGAGACCUCCGCCAACUACUCCUGCUGAAGCCAUGUCUCUAACCGACUUGCAGAAGGCGGAGGAGUUGAUUAAAAAGGAGGUGUUGACGAUGCUACACUACGACAAUAUGCAUAACCCACCCCCAACUCUUCUUGCUGACUUGGCCCGAACCCCUGAAGGGAAGCUGCUUAGUGCUACCGCACAGCACAAGCGCCUUCAGCAGAUUAACACGAAUCACGAGGCCUUCCUUCAAGAAUCGGAAUACGAGGAGUUUCCUGACGAUUACCUGGCCGAGGCUGCCGAAAUGAUCAAAGAAGAAAUGGGAGUAGUGCGGAGUGCGAUGGGUCACGGUGAACUGUCCACCGAGGCGUACGGCAAGGUGUGGGAGGAGUGCCUCGCCCAGGUGCUGUACCUGCCUCAGCACAAACGCUACACACGCGCCAAUCUUGUUCCCAAGGCGGACCGUAUCACCUCGGCGGAGAAGAGGCUAGAACAGCUGCGCUCCCUCAUGGCCGACGAGGCCAAGAAGGCGGCCAAACAGGAGAAAAAGCUUGGCAUUCUGCUUGGCGGAUACCAGUCGCGUGCCCAGACUCUGAUAAAGGCCAUCCAGGAGUCAGUGGAUCAGAUUGAGCAAAGCCAAAUUGAAUUUUCCUCUCUGCAGCACUUGCGCGAGCAGGAGCUCGGAGCCAUCGUUAGGCGCACUGACCUCCUCAAAAUUGAUGUCGAGCGUCAACGCGCCCGCGAGGCUGAGCUCCAGACCACUUACGCUCGCCUCGCUCGCAUGAAGGAAGAACGCAUUGAAAGCGAUGAAGCCCCUAUUGACACUCAAGCCUACGAUAAUGACAAUGCCUUAACUCCAACAAAUCUCGAGACCACUGAGAUGGAACAGGACAGCGAUUGUGGUGGGUGGACCACUAUUCAGCCCUGUGAGGAAAAGGACGCAUCUGCUCAGACAGUGUCCUCGAUUAAUAAGCCAAACGGAGGACUCGGUGAAGUCGAUGUCGAUCUUGACGCCGCAGCAUAG